Colletotrichum chrysophilum is the source of this 1563-nucleotide messenger RNA. RefSeq lists its product as uncharacterized. The record is from RefSeq and is a predicted model, not a curated record. Gene Ontology annotation, cellular component: fungal-type vacuole membrane. The transcript has 2 exons. The coding region runs from base 1 to 1563 and encodes 520 amino acids. Gene Ontology annotation, biological process: transmembrane transport. Gene Ontology annotation, molecular function: transmembrane transporter activity. Lineage: Eukaryota; Fungi; Ascomycota; Sordariomycetes; Glomerellales; Glomerellaceae.
AUGGAGGAAACGAAGUAUGUGAAUGUCGCGCAGGAGGAGAGGGAGGGCACCGAGGGCUUGGGAGGAACAACGACAGAUGAGGCCAUCACAACAGACGAGGAUGGCCAGUCGACUGAGGACUCACCGCUGAUGACGGAUUCAACACCGUCGACGCCAGCACUUGAAGCGUUCGCAACGCCACCAGAGUCCAGGAUGCCUUCAAGACCGGCGACGGCUUGCUCCAAUACGAAGGAACAACCUGGUGAGGCUCGACGUAUAGCACGCCGGCAAUCACGGGCAGAGUCCAACAAGAGCGGCAGAAGCGGCUCGACUCCGCGCCAGGAAAGAACAGGAAGCAACGAAAAGCAGGAGAGAGUGUCGCAGUCAGACGAAGAUGUCUUUCCUGAAGGUGGAACCCGCGCGUGGCUCGUAGCCGCCGGCACAGCCGCCAUUCUGUUCUGUUCUUUGGGAUAUACCAACUCUUUCGGCGUCUUCCAAGCGUAUUACAUGCGGAAUCAAUUGUCGGAUCACACGCCUGACGACAUUUCAUGGAUUGGAUCCCUCCAGGCUUUUCUGGUUUUUGCUUCUGGCGCAAUCGGCGGACCCGUUUUUGACCGUUAUGGUGCCUGGGUUAUUCGCCCAGCAGCAGGCUUAUACAUCUUUUCCAUCAUGAUGACCAGCCUGUGCCACGAGUACUGGCAGUUCAUGCUGGCUCAGGGCGUGUUGAGCGGUAUCGCGAACGGACUGAUCAUGUUCCCUGCCAUGGCCGCCACGCCGCAGUAUUUUUGCAAGAGAAGAGGCGCAGCCAUGGGUCUCGCAAUCGCAGGCUCCUCGGUCGGUGCGGUGAUAUUCCCCAUUGUUCUCUCGGAGUUGCUGGACCGCCUGGGCUUCGGCUGGGCGGUUCGAAUCUGCGCCUUCAUCAUGAUCCCGCUGCUCAUCUUUGCGGCCUUCGCUGUGAAAGCGCGUCUCCCUCCUCGAAAGACUCGAUUCUUCCUGUGGACCGCCUUCAGAGACCCUCUUUACGUGUUCCUCAUCCUCGGGGUUAUGUUCAUGUUCAUCGGCAUGUUUAUCCCAAUGUUCUACCUUCCGACCUUCGGUAUCGCGCACGGAAUGGACCAAAAUCUCGCAGGGUAUCUCGUCGCGAUCAUCAACGGAGCUUCGGUUCCCGGUCGAAUCAUUCCCGGAAUCUUGGGCGAUAAGCUAGGACGCGUCAACAUUCUCUUCUUCGCCGGCCUACUCACCGGCAUCAUGAUCUUCUGCUGGACCAAGGCGACGACCAACGCGGGCAUUAUUGUGUUUGCGGCAUGUUAUGGCCUCACGUCAGGGGCCAUCAUCUCUGGAGGGUCUGUGGUCUUCACCUUAUGUCCGAAAUCGCCGAAAGAGAUUGGAACGUACAUGGGGAUGGGCAUUUCGAUUGCCUCGGUGGCUGUGCUAAUCGGUCCGCCGGUCAGUGGUGCCCUUCUGAACGAGUACCACGGCUUCACGCAGAUUUCCGUCUUCGGCGGUGCGGUCUGUAUGGCGGGCGUUGUCUUUACGAUGAUUGCCAAAUAUUUCUCAAGGGAGGGACUUCUAGGCUUGGUGUAG